AUGUCUACGAGUGCAGAAGGGAGUGUCACUAGCACCUCCAUGACCGGUUUCACUGCUACCUUUUUCCUCCCUGGUAGCAAUAAGCGGGUCACCUUCUACGGGAAAUUAAAAGUCCUCGUCCAAACGUUCAAGUGUUCCAAUGCAGUACUCAGAUACGACAACGAUACCCAACUCACCGACGCUCGCCAGCUUAAUGGUCAGAUCGGAGUUGACAACUUGAAGCUCACGCUUGACAAUGGGGCCGUCUUCGAAGGAGUGCUAGAUAUGCCGAUCUCUCCCGCCAGCUCUGUCUCCGGGAGCGGUAACUGGGAAACUAAGACGGGUACAAUCAUGAGUAGAAUACCAGUGAACGGAAGUUCUUCUGUUUCCUUUGCAGAUUCGUCGAUGACACCCACUAAGCUGACGGGACAUAUAUCAGAACGGCUGAUACCGCCACUUAGGUCCUGA
This is a messenger RNA of Psilocybe cubensis, 447 nucleotides long. RefSeq lists its product as uncharacterized. The transcript has 3 exons. Lineage: Eukaryota; Fungi; Basidiomycota; Agaricomycetes; Agaricales; Agrocybaceae. Bases 1 to 447 code for a protein of 148 amino acids. The record is from RefSeq and is a predicted model, not a curated record.